AUGUCGUCGAAGGGGAGAAAGUGUAAGCCAUCAAUUCCCUGGAUACCAGUAGUCGACCCUGAGCCAACCCCCCACUUUCCAGAGGCCCUGAAGUACCAGCAACUUCAACCACUUAUCCAAGACCGUUCCUGGACAAAGACUGUACCCUUCAAGCACUUUUUCAAGUACGUGAAACCCUCCGAGAGUAUCGCCAGUUUCUACACACCUUCUGCUUUGAAAUUUCGACUCCAGACGUUAAAAAGACGUCGUAAGGUUAAACCUCUGAUAAAAGAUUUCUUAGGGAACGACGGAGAACUCCAGUACCCGCCGAUUUCACUGGUUCGUGCGUAUGAGCAAGAGGUAGUGCGAAGAAAUGACGAGAAAACAAAAUUGUUGGACUCUCUGCCUGAAAACGUCAUCAGUCUCGUUGAUCUCGCUAAUGGGACGUGGCUCAGACGAAAGGUUGAGAAGAGAAGUCGAAGGCUUCAGGAGGCGAAGAAAAAACUUACGAAAAAAAGAAAAAUGGAAAUUGAAAGGGACCUGUUGGAGAGAGAGGACUUGAGGAAGCGUGAGGCCGACCUUCCAAGAUCUGUAGAGUCUCAACUUGCUGAGCUGUCGACUGCGAAGGAAAUCGAGAUGAAUAAAAAUAUGAAGCCUGAGGAUAUCGAGAAGAUUGGAUUUCUGGGGAAUUCAGGCAUCCGAGAUCAUCAUUUGGAGCCUUACGAUUAUAUCAACAUUGAAAUGGCGAAAGCACGAAUAGAUGGCAAGUUAAGGAGAAGGAAAGAUUUCCAUGACCUUUUGAAGGAGCUGGACCAAGAAAUUAUUGAAGAUUAUAAGAGGAGCGUGCGAAUCGCCAUUGUUCAUUACAUUGUAUUGGAUGAAGAUGAGCGAGAACGUCUUGGUGUGAAAGAAAUUCCUGUCGAGUAUCCAGUGCUUCAUAUUCGUGCACCUGUGCCCUGGCAUCAGUCUAUUAUUACCGCUACUCAUUCUAACGAGCAUAAUUUGUUCAUUACUAAUGAGAUUCUCAGGGACAUAAGGGAUCUGUGGUUUUCGAGAUACAGCUCCAUGCGCAUUAUCGACGUGCAAGACCUGGGCAUUCUCCCAAUUCCAGCUCUCGCUCUAGAACCAGCUGUAGAAUCUCUGUGUGCCUUGGCAAUCGAUAAGCUGGAACAUCAGUGGCUGGCAGAUGUGGCUGAGCUUUUCCUCGAAAAGAAGCACGCAUGGUGUUCCCUCUUCGAGAAGAGUCCUACCACCCCUACCUUUCAUAUCGAAAAGUACUUCCGAGCCGUCAACAGUCUUCUUUCCCGUCAACUCCGCAUCAUUAUGCUCGAGACCCUAAAAGAAUUCAAAGAUUUUCUCAUCCAAUACAAAGACGGAAACUCCUUUGAGGGCAACUACCAGGAUCUGACAUUCAUUAGACCCCCAUUUAUUACUAUUUCCGUGGAACCAGUCCUAGGCACCUCUGAACUUCGUCUCAUCCCCAGCAUCAAGGAACUCCAUGAUACAGUUUCCCGAUGUUUCAAUAAAAUCCUUCGCGUGGGAGCUCAAGUUCCAAGAAUCGAAACAAUCAUUUUCCCAGAGUUCAAGUGCACCGGUUGUCUGUUCCUAAUUUCAAGAGCCGAGUCAUCAGUCUCUCAAAUCAUCAAUGAAGCCUUGGAUGCCAUAAAAUGCAAUAGGCAGGGCCCUGAAGAUUACCUGAAACACUACCAAGACUUAUCCUAUAUCCUGGACGGUCAAGCCACCGAGAAUCUCAAAAACUACUUUCAGAUAGACCCAAUCCCCUUCCUCCGUGAAUUCGGGAACCGAAUCGACGGCUAUGACAGCCUAAGCAAGGAAAUCUGCCUUUUUCGAAAUAAGAUCCCCCUGAACAUGAUCGAAAUCGAUUGUUCGAUUGUCAACGACUCGAUGAGAUCAACUUUGUAUGAUCUCCGAGCAUCGAUCUGUGAAUUUUUUCUCGAAGAAUUGCGGUCGAAUAACCGUGAACUCUGUCACGUGUUCGAUGAAAUUGCAGACAAGAUCUCGGGCAUGCCCGAGACAACUCAAGAAGUUGUUGAUCUCUUCAACUUCCUGGUGGACAGUCGGGACAAUACAAUGUUCAGUCUGAGAAGUAAGCUAGCAAGAUGCGCAGAAUUGAUUCUAUUCCUGUUUGAUUAUCAGCCUCCAAGCGAUGAAGACAUUAAUUUAAAUACUCGCACCCUAACGUGGCCGAAGGAGAUGGAAACGGUAAUGGAAUUGGCAACGACGAGACUGAACAUGAGGAAGGAAUUCGUUGAAGGAGUCCUAAGGACCAGACGGGACAACUUCGAGCAAAAGAUAAGCCGAAUGCAACUGGCGAUUGAUCAAUUCAAGAAGAAAGAUCCGCCAGUUUUGACAGUUGAGGAGAUGGAGCAAGCGACCGAAGAAAUUGAACAGCUAUCAGCUACAAUGGGGGAGAUGAGAAAGGAGGCUGAGCAAAUCAACGAAGAAGAGGGCCUUUUAGACAUGGAACUCAGUCCAUAUUUGUCUCUCCCUGGGAUGACAUCAACAGUGGAGACCUUUGACAAACUCUGGCAUACUGUUCUCCAGUUCCAUCGAAAUUAUGAAAAGUGGUACUACGGCCCCUUCUCGGGUCUGGACGCCGACGAAGUAAGAGAGGAGACUGAUAAUGCCUGGAGGACAUUGUAUAAACUUGGACGAGCGCUGACAGACAUCCCCGGAGCUAGGAGAAUCGCGGAGAUGAUACGAGGAAAGGUCGAAAAGUUCAAGCAAUUCAUUCCAGUUCUUCAGACGAUUUGCAAUCCUGGACUGCAAGUACGUCAUUGGGAUCAAAUCAGUCAAGUAGUGGGAGAGACUAUCGUCGCGAGUGAGCAGAGUAGUCUGUCUCAGAUGAUUGAGUACGGAUUACCUGUCCACAUAGCUAAACUCGAAGAGAUCUCGUCGGCAGCUACGAAGGAGCAUACGUUGGAGAAGAAUUUGGAGAAGAUGAAGGCAGAGUGGGAGCAGAUCUAUUUUGACUUGACUCCAUAUCGGGAAACAGGUGUGCAGAUUUUGUCGGCCGUUGACGACAUCCAAAUGCUUCUUGAUGAUCACAUUCUCAAAGCUCAAACAAUGAGGGGUUCGCCUUUUGUAAAAGCCUUCGAACACGAGAUGGAGAGCUGGGAGAACAAACUGAUCACUAUGCAAGACAUCAUCGAUCAGUGGCUGACGUGUCAAGCCACUUGGAUGUACUUGGAACCGAUCUUUAGCAGUGAAGACAUCAUGAGACAGAUGCCCACGGAAGCUAACAACUUUAGGAAAGUCGAUAAAAUGUGGCGUGGGAUGAUGACGUCUGUCGCUGAGGACAAGAAAGUCACCACUGCGACAGGAAUCCCAAAUAUGCUUGAUCAGUUUCGACUCUGCAAUUCGCUUCUCGACGAAAUCCAGAAAGGGUUGAAUGAUUAUCUUGAGAAGAAACGAUUGUUCUUUCCGCGAUUUUUCUUCCUCUCAAAUGACGAAUUGUUGGAGAUUCUAUCCGAGACAAAAGACCCUCAGAGAGUUCAGCCCCACUUGAAAAAAUGCUUUGAAGGUAUCAGCAAGCUUAAAUUCACCAAGGACGAGGAGAUCAUAGGGAUGCUCUCCGAUGAAGAUGAAUACGUUCCAAUGAGCGGGAAGAUCUAUCCGGCUGAUGCGAAAGGAAUGGUAGAGAAGUGGCUCUGUCAGGUAGAAGAGAUGAUGAUCAUGUCGUUACGGGAUAUUGCGCAGGACAGCGUAAUUGCUUACUUUACAGCAGUGAGGGAAGAAUGGAUUCUCUCCUGGCCAGGACAAAUAGUUCUCUGUGGCAGUCAGAUUCACUGGACCAGUGAAGUCAUCGAGAGCUUCGAGGAUGCCUCUACGUCGAAUUACCUGCAGAAGUGCAGUGAUCAAAUAGACAGAACAGUGGCGCUUGUCCGGGGAAAGUUAGACCCAGGAACGAGGAUAACGUUGAAUGCUCUGAUUGUUAUUGAUGUCCAUGCUCGAGAUGUUGUAAAAAUGCUGGUGGAACGAGAAGUGAGUGACGCAAUAGACUUCAAUUGGAUCUGCCAGCUUCGAUACUAUUGGUUGGAAGGUGCCAUCACUGUAUCGAUGAUCACGACAGACGUCAUGUAUGGAUUUGAGUACCUGGGGAACACUCCUCGUCUCGUCAUCACGCCAUUAACUGACAGGUGCUAUCGAACAUUGAUGGGAGCACUGAAAUUGAACUUGGGCGGAGCACCAGAGGGCCCUGCUGGUACAGGAAAGACCGAAACAUCUAAAGAUCUUGCUAAAGCUGUCGCCAAACAGUGCGUUGUAUUCAACUGCUCCGAAGGUCUUGAUUACAAGGCCAUGGGGAAAUUCUUCAAAGGUCUUGCUCAAUCAGGUGCUUGGGCCUGCUUCGACGAGUUCAAUAGGAUCGAGUUAGAAGUUCUGUCUGUAAUUGCUCAACAAAUCCACACCAUUCAAAUGGCGAUCAGCAUGAAGGUCGAACGAUUCCUCUUUGAAGGUACUGAAUUGAAGCUAAAUCCCACCUGUAAUGUCUUCAUCACUAUGAAUCCUGGGUACGCUGGACGUCAGGAGCUUCCUGAUAAUCUGAAAGUUCUUUUCAGGACCGUCGCUAUGAUGGUCCCUGAUUACGGAAUGAUAGGAGAGAUCACUUUGUACUCGUACGGCUUCAUGGACGCCAGGAGUUUAGCUGAGAAGAUUGUUCAUACGUAUAAGUUGUGUUCUGAACAAUUGAGUUCUCAGAGUCACUACGAUUACGGUAUGCGAGCUGUCAAGACUGUGCUAACAGCUGCUGGCAAUCUGAAGCUCAAGUAUCCAAACCAGAAUGAAGCCAUUCUCGUCCUGAGGGCUAUUGUGGAUGUCAAUCUUCCCAAAUUCUUGGCUCAGGAUGUUCCCUUGUUCAAGGGAAUUUACAGUGAUCUAUUCCCGGGAGUGGAUCUGCCCAAUCCUGACAGGGAUGAAUUAAUUGAACUGUUAAAAAUCAACCUGGAGAAGAGGAAUCUCCAAGCGACUGACUGGUAUGUUGAGAAGGUCAUUCAAAUCUAUGAGAUGAUAUUGGUUAGGCAUGGCUUGAUGGUCGUGGGAGACACUCUAGGAGGAAAGACUCAGGCCUAUCAAGCCCUCGCCGAUGCUCUUGGAGAGCUCUCUGUAAAACGCAAAGCUGUGAUCAAGGAAUUCAAGACGAUUUACAGGAUCAUCAAUCCCAAGGCGAUCACCAUGGGCUUACUUUAUGGCUCUUUCGAUCCCAUUUCUCACGAGUGGAGCGAUGGAAUUCUCGCAAACACAUUCCGAGAGUACGCCCAGUCUCUGAGCUUUGACCGGAAAUGGAUCGUCUUUGAUGGACCUGUUGAUGCUGUGUGGAUUGAGAACAUGAAUACAGUAUUAGACGAUAACAAAAAGCUCUGUUUAAUGUCCGGUGAGAUAAUUAUAAUGUCGAAUAAAAUGAAUAUGAUGUUUGAGCCUGCUGAUCUUGAUCAGGCAUCACCUGCUACAGUCAGUAGGUGUGGAAUGAUCUACAUGGAGCCGUCACAGCUCGGAUGGCAACCGAUCUUCGAGAGUUAUAAAAAAGAUUUGAGACAAAGGAUUCUAGUGGAACAGUUCGAGUUGAUUGUCGAACUUGUUGAGUGGCUCACACCACCGGUUUUCUGGUUCAUCAGAAUCAACUGCCGAACAUUUGUCGAUACUUCUGAUCUGCAUAUGUUCCUGUCUUUUACGAGAAUGUUGAGUACCAUGCUGGAAGGAGAGAGCCAAGUGAGCACGGUAUGGUUGCAGUGUAUGAUGCUCUUCUCCAUGAUCUGGGGAUUCGCGUCAACACUUGUGAGUGACAGUCGAAAGGAGUUCGAUUUAUUUUUCCGAAAGUUGUUAGACGGCAAGGUGGACGAAUACCCGAAGCCGAAGGCUUUUAAGUUGUCCAAGCAACAACUCUUCCCCGAUAGAGGCACUAUUUACGAGUGGCUGUACGAUAAGAGGAAUAAUGGGAGUUGGAUUUCGUGGAUGGACACAGCUCCUCCAAUAACACUUCCUCCAACCGCGAAAGUCAGUGAUCUAAUUAUUCAAACGAAUGAGGUGUCAAUGCAACGAUUUUUCAUAAAGAGGCUCCUGGAUCGCUCUAUCCCAAUCCUCUUUGUGGGACCUACAGGUACAGGAAAGUCGGCUAUAGUACUGGACUACUUGGUCAACCUACCCAAGGAGAAAUAUAUCCAGAACGUGGUGAACUUCAGCGCUCGAACCAGCGCCGCACAGACCCAAGAGAUCGUCAUGUCGAAAUUGGACAGACGUCGAAAAGGUGUCUACGGUCCAACAAUGGGGAAAAAGUGCAUCCUCUUCGUCGAUGAUUUGUCAAUGCCCCAGAAGGAGGUCUACGGCGCCCAGCCCCCAAUAGAACUCCUUCGUCACUGGAUAGACCACGGCUACUGGUUCGAUCCAAAGGAUACAACAAUUAUAUAUCUGAUGGACAUCCUCAUGAUAGCUGCAAUGGGCCCUCCAGGUGGUGGUUCCAAUGUUGUCACCCCUCGCUUAACUCGUCAUAUGCACAUUAUCGGAAUCGACGCCUUCGAGGACGCCACGAUGACGAAGAUCUUCACCUCAAUUCUCGACUGGCACUUCGCCAAGGGCUUUGACUCUAGUGUCUCUCGCCUCGGAAAAAUGCUGGUCUCAGCAACGAUGGAUAUUUUUCAAGACGCCAUCCUAAACUUCCUCCCGAUUCCCGCAAAAAGCCAUUACACUUUCAAUUUGAGAGAUUUCAGCCGAGUCAUCAAUGGAAUCGUUCUCGUCCCAUCAUCUAGAAUGCGAGACCCUGAUAAACUCAUAAAACUUUGGAUUCACGAGGUUUAUAGAGUUUUCCACGAUCGUUUAGUAGACGAACAGGACAGAGAAACGCUCUUCAAAAUGAUAAAACGAGUCACUUACGAUCAACUUCGUCAGCCACUGGACAAAGUCCUGUCGGAUUACCUAAAAGAGGAUGAGAAAACAAUCACAAGUACUCACAUUCGCGAUCUGUUCUUCGGUAUGUACAUGGAGCCCGAUGCGGAUCCAAAGAUCUACGAUGAAGUGACAGAUCUCAACGAUCUUCAAGAGAAGAUGGAGUACUAUCUAACGGAAUACAACAUGAUGUCGAAGACCCCGAUGUCUUUAGUUCUCUUCAGAUACGCCAUCGAACACAUCUCGAGGAUUUCAAGAGUCCUGAUGCAGGACAAUGGUAAUGCAUUGCUCGUUGGAGUCGGUGGCUCAGGGCGCUCAUCCUGCUCGAAAUUAGCUACUGGAAUUUGUGAGUACAUCCUACACCAAGUUGAAAUCACCCGGAGUUAUGGGCCAUCCGAAUGGAGGGACGACUUAAAACAUCUACUCUUGAAAGUCGGUUGUGAUGGAAAACCAACAGUCUUCCUGUUUGCCGACAAUCAGAUUAAAGACGAAUCAUUUGUAGAAGAUAUCAACAUGAUCCUGAACACUGGAGAUGUGCCAAAUCUCUACGGAACCGAGGAGAAAGCUGAGAUACUCGAGAAGAUGACGAAUGUGGCGAGAGAGGAUUCCGGGAAACGAGUUGAGACUACCCCAAUGGCCCUUUAUAAUCUCUUUAUCGAACGAGUAAAGAAAUUCCUCCAUAUUGUGCUUACGAUGUCUCCUAUCGGUGACGCCUUUCGAAACCGUAUCCGCAUGUUUCCCUCGCUGAUCAACUGUUGCACCAUUGACUGGUACAUGCCAUGGCCUCCCGACGCUCUGGAAAAAGUCGCGACAAUCUCGUUGAAGGACCUAGAUAUCGAUGACGAAAUAAAACAAAAAUGCGUCAUCGUGUGCAAGAAUUUCCACGAAACAGUCCAACACUCCAGCGAAGACUAUCAACGAACCCAGGGUCGAACAAAUUACGUCACUCCAACAAGCUUCUUGGAGCUCAUCAAGUCAUUGUACAAAUUGUACGGUCAGAAAGUUGAUCAGAUCACCUCUCAGCAGAAUCGCUAUGAAGUGGGUUUGGAAAAGUUGGACUUUGCUGCGGGUCAGGUUGCCGUAAUGCAGGAAGAACUCCAUGCUUUGCAGCCCAAACUAGUGGCUCAGUCUCAGUUGAGUGACAAAUUGAUGAUCAGGAUCGAACAGGACACGGUCAAUGUCGAAGCGAAGAAAGAAGUCGUGGCUGCGGAUGAAGCACUGGCGAAUGAAGCCGCAGCUGCAGCACAAGCUAUCAAAGAUGACUGCGAGAGUGACCUUGCGGAGGCUACACCAGCCCUGGAAGCCGCUCUCUCAGCUCUGGACACCUUGAAGCCAGCUGACGUGACGAUUGUCAAAUCCAUGAAAAGUCCACCUGCUGGCGUUCGUCUAGUGAUGGAAGCUGUUUGUGUUCUCAAAGGAGUAAAACCAGAACGGGUUCAGGAUCCUUCAGGUGUAACAAUAGACGACUACUGGCCGGCGUCCAUCAAAGUUCUCGGAGACAUGAAGUUCUUGGAGAGUCUCAAGACUUUCGACAAGGACAAUAUUCCACCGGCCUACAUGAAACGAAUUCGAGAGAAAUUCAUGAACGACAGAAGCUUUCAACCGGAAGUUAUUAAGAAGGUGUCCACUGCCUGCGAGGGUUUGUGCAAAUGGGUACGGGCGAUGGAGGUUUAUGAUAGAGUUAUCAAGGUCGUAGCUCCUAAGAAAGCAAUGCUUGCGGAGGCCGAGGCUGAACUUGCUGCGCAAAUGGAGACACUCAAUGCAAAAAGAACUCUUUUGCAAGAAGUCACCGAUAAAUUACAGACUUUGAACGACGAGUUUGCGGAGUGUAUGAGGGAGAAGAAGAAACUCGAGGAUCAAAUUGACCAUUGUAUGCAGAAAUUGGACAGAGCUGAAAAGCUUCUCGGUGGCUUGGGAGGAGAGAAGACCAGGUGGAGUGAGACAGCUUCGAAUCUUGGAGCCAGUCUCGGUAAUGUUAUAGGCGAUGUCCUGUUAUCCUCGGGGAUCGUUGCCUAUCUCGGGGCCUUCACAGUGGAAUAUCGUAAUAAUCUGAUUGCUGAGUGGCACAAGACCUGCCGAGAUAUGAAGAUCCCCUGCAGCGUUCAAUUUAGUCUUCCGGACAUUCUAGGAGAAGCUGUGGAGAUAAGAGCUUGGAUGAUCCAUGGGCUACCAGCCGAUAACUUCUCUAUUGAAAAUGGAAUCAUCGUGAGGUAUGCUGACAGGUGGCCCUUGAUGAUCGACCCGCAGGGACCGGCGAACAAAUGGAUCAAGAACAUGGAGAAACAGAAUAAGUUGAAUGUCAUCAAACUCACUGAUCCUAAUUAUGUCAGGAUUAUGGAAAACGCCAUUCAACUGGGGCUUCCAGUGUUGCUGGAGAAUAUUCUGACGGAGUUGGAUGCAAUUCUUGAGCCUGUUCUCCUGAAGAACAUCUACAAACAACGAGGAGUGCUGUACAUGAAAUUCGGGGAGAAUGUUUUGGAGUAUAAUGACAACUUUCGGUUUUACAUCACUACAAGACUCCGAAAUCCUCACUACCUCCCGGAAAUAGCGGUCAAGGUGACUCUGUUAAAUUUCAUGAUUACUCCUCAAGGGCUUCAAGAUCAACUCUUGGGGAUAGUAGUUGCUAAAGAUCUCCCAAUCCUGGAGGACAAGAAGAAUCAGCUGAUUGUCGAAGGAGCGAACAACAAGCGAAUUCUCAAAGAAAUCGAGGACAAAAUCCUGGAAGUUUUGUCGUCGUCCGAGGGCAACAUCCUCGAGGAUGAAACGGCCAUCAAAAUUCUAUCAUCCUCAAAACUGCUAUCGGAAGAUAUUGAAGCGAAGCAAAAAGUUGCGGCGAAAACGACGAUUGAGAUUGAUGAUGCUCGUGAUGGUUACAAGCCAGUCUCACGGCAUGGAGCUGUUCUUUUCUUCUGUAUUUCCGAAUUAGCGAAUAUCGACCCAAUGUACCAGUACUCUCUUCCCUGGUUCAUCAACCUUUAUAUAUCAGCUAUCGCCAGUAGUGAAAAAUCAGAAGACUUGAGCGUUCGAAUCGAGAGCCUGAACUCAAUCUUCACUAGAAGCAUUUACAGAAAUGUUUGUCGAUCGCUUUUUGAGAAGGACAAGUUGAUCUUCUCCCUGGUUCUGACGAUUGGCAUUCACCGAGCCGAAGGACGAAUUCACGAAGACCUGUGGUCCUUCUUGUUGACCGGAGGUGUUGCUCUUCGGAAUCCUUUCAAAAACCCUGAUCCCAGCUGGUUAACAGAAAAAUCCUGGUCGGAAAUCACCAGAGCUGAUGCCUUCACCGGCCUCCAAGGCCUCAGACGAUCUUUCGAGGAGAACCUUUUAUCCUGGAAGGAGUACUAUGAUUUAGCCAAUCCUCAGGAUCAUUCCUUUCCGAAGCCCUUUAACACGGUCACUCGCGAGGAACUGAGAAACUUAGUCAUACUUCGUUGCAUCAGGCCGGAUAAGCUCGUCUCAGCAGUUCAGAGCUUCAUUUCCUUGAAUAUGAGUCAGGCCUUCAUAGAACCUCCACCUUUCGACCUUCAAGCCUCUUACGACGACUCAACCAAGACAUCUCCUCUCAUCUUCAUCCUGUCGCCUGGAUCUGACCCAAUGGCGGGCCUUAUAAAAUUCGCAGAGACAAGAGGUAUCCUUAAGAAAAAUCUCAUGACGAUCUCCCUGGGACAGGGCCAAGGACCUCUCGCUGCAGACAUGAUCAAAAAAGGGAUUCAAUCUGGUGAAUGGGUAGUUCUACAAAAUUGUCAUCUUGCGGAGUCUUGGAUGAAGGAACUAGACAGAAUCUGCGACGAGACCAUAAUUCCAGAGAAUACCCACGAUAAAUUUCGGAUCUGGUUGACAAGCUAUCCGUCAAAAGCAUUCCCUGUAUCAAUUCUGCAGAACGGUGUGAAGAUGACCAAUGAGCCUCCUAAAGGAGUCAAGCAGAAUCUUCUGAGAAGCUACCUGAACGAUCCAAUAUCAGACCAGAAGUUCUUCAGGAACUGCAAGCGAAUUAUCGAGUGGGAGUCCCUUCUUUUCUCGUUAUGUUUUUUCCACGCUGUAGUCCAAGAACGACGACAAUUCGGACCUUUGGGUUGGAACAUACCUUAUGAAUUUAAUGAAUCUGAUCUUCGUAUUAGUGUCCUUCAACUCCAGAUGUUCCUGAAUGAUUACGAAGAGGUUCCUUUCGAAGCUCUGUUGUAUUUAACUGGAGAAUGCAAUUAUGGAGGUCGAGUCACUGAUGACAAGGACCGAAGACUGUUGAAUUCUUUGUUAAAGAAUUAUUACAAUCCUGAAGUGAUCAGCAACAAGGAUUAUACCUUCUCGCCGAGUGGAAAAUUCAAAAUUCCAAAAGAGACGGAUUAUGAAGGGUGUUUGGAGUACAUAAAGACUCUGCCCAUCAACGUGUGGCCAGAGGUUUUCGGAUUACAUGAUAAUGCUGAUAUCACAAAGGAUAAUAAUGAAUCAAUGCAGCUGUUGGGGGGAGUUCUUCUCACCCAGACGCAGAUAAGCGUCGGUGGAGCCGAGGGAGACGCUGAUGCCAUGGUCUCUCUUCUGGCGAGUGAUAUUCUGUCAAAAAUGCCAGAACAGUUUAACAUCGAAGAAGUCGCCCAGAAGUACCCGGUGCUCUACAUGAACAGCAUGAAUACCGUCUUAAGACAAGAGCUGAUCAGGUUCAAUAGACUGACUGCUGUUAUCAAGGCAUCGUUGAAGAAUGUCCAGAAGGCAAUCAAGGGACAGGUGGUGAUGUCUGCGGAGCUGGAGGAUGUAUUUUUCAGCAUGAGUAUUGGAAAGGUACCUGGGGCGUGGGAUAAGAAGUCAUACCCCUCCCUGAAGCCUCUGGGGAGUUAUGUGAAUGAUCUGAUGAUGAGGAUCAAGUUCUUCCAAGAUUGGAUCGAUCAUGAUUCCCCCAAUGUCUAUUGGCUCUCUGGAUUCUUCUUCACGCAAUCGUUCUUGACAGGAGUUAUGCAAAAUUAUGCCAGGCGUCAUAAAAUUCCGAUUGAUCAUCUGGACUUUGAGUUCGAGGUGAUGGGGAGUGUCGAGGAGGUGGGUGGGGCUGCGAGCUCAGGUGUUUUCACUCAUGGACUGUUCUUAGAAGGUGCACGUUGGAAUAAAGAAGUCAAUGAACUAGAUGAAUCCAAACCGAAAAUAAUAUUCGAUGUUCUCCCAGUGCUGUGGUUGAAGCCAGGCGAAAAAUCGAAAUUCAAACCAGCACCGAGUUAUGCCUGUCCGGUAUAUAAAACCAGCGCAAGACGAGGAGUCUUAGCUACCACAGGUCACUCAUCCAAUUUUGUGAUGUAUAUACUGAUUCCAACAAGACUGCAAGAGUCUCAUUGGAUCAAUAGAGGUGUCGCUUGUCUUACGCAACUUGAUGACUAAUUUUUCAAUACUUAAAUAAUUGUACGAACAAUUUAAUCGCAAUAAACUGCUUAAUUAAUUUAUUGAUUUAGUCAUGAGUAUAUCAACUAGUCAAUUAAUUUUCUGAUACGAUUCAAUAAAUCUGGGAUAAAUUGAUUCAAUAAA
Diachasmimorpha longicaudata is the source of this 12375-nucleotide messenger RNA. RefSeq names its product dynein axonemal heavy chain 3 (gene Dnah3). Gene Ontology annotation, molecular function: dynein intermediate chain binding; minus-end-directed microtubule motor activity; dynein light intermediate chain binding. Bases 1 to 12231 code for a protein of 4076 amino acids. Gene Ontology annotation, cellular component: dynein complex. The transcript is spliced from 4 exons. The record is from RefSeq and is a predicted model, not a curated record. NCBI's taxonomy places the organism in Eukaryota, Metazoa, Arthropoda, Insecta, Hymenoptera, Braconidae. Gene Ontology annotation, biological process: microtubule-based movement.